AUGUCCGACCCUUUGAAUGUCAAUUUUGUCAACGAUCCUUCAAACGUCGUGAUGUACUUCAAAGACACUUUCAAACGUGUAAAUCUCGACUAA
Penicillium arizonense is the source of this 93-nucleotide messenger RNA. RefSeq lists its product as uncharacterized. The record is from RefSeq and is a predicted model, not a curated record. NCBI's taxonomy places the organism in Eukaryota, Fungi, Ascomycota, Eurotiomycetes, Eurotiales, Aspergillaceae. The transcript has 2 exons. Bases 1 to 93 code for a protein of 30 amino acids.